AUGCACCAAAUUACUAAGAUCCAUGGUGAUGAUGUUUUUAGUCCAGAGGUUUGCCGCACUGUUCAAAAACGCCAUGAUUAUGAAGAAACUUUUAAUCUUGCUCGGAAGGCGUUUGCUGAAAAGCAAAGGUUAACACAUAUUAAUAACAAUGAUAAUGACAAGGAAAAUUUUGAUCCAAGCCAAGUCGAAGACCCAAUUGAAAGACAACAUAGAGGGCGACCUUCGGUUAAGCGGCUUAAGAGUAGCACCGAACAAAUCAAAAGUAAAAAGCCUGUUAUGCAGAACAAAUGUGGUAAAUAUGGGAUUGCUGGACAUUAUGCUCCGACUUGCAAGAAAUAG
Molecule: messenger RNA, 339 nt
Organism: Dentiscutata erythropus
Lineage: Eukaryota; Fungi; Glomeromycota; Glomeromycetes; Diversisporales; Gigasporaceae
Source: the annotation of a GenBank genome assembly